Acanthosepion pharaonis is the source of this 621-nucleotide messenger RNA. The record is from the annotation of a GenBank genome assembly. Lineage: Eukaryota; Metazoa; Mollusca; Cephalopoda; Sepiida; Sepiidae.
AUGUCGGGUGACAAAGGUCCAGUGGAUUUCAACGUGUGUGUUGUGAUACCGGCUGGAGGGUAUGGAGAACGUACCGGGGUUACGACCCCCAAACAGUUCUGGCCCAUUAUGGACAAACCGUUGAUUGCUUACACGUUAGAAUCAUUUAACAGGCAAGUUCCUGCUUUUUCUCGCUUUUGUGUCUGUCUGUCUGUCUAUCUAUCUAUCUAUCUAUCUAUCUAUCUGAGACUCUUUCCUGAACACGUGCUUUCCUUCCCACUCCCUUUAUAUAUUGUUCUCUCUUUCUCUCAUUGUGUUUAUCUGCCCUUUUCUGACCGCUUUGAUUGGUCCAUUCUGUCCACACCCACUGAGGACGUAACGCAUCAGGAUAAUGAUGAUAUCGAUUUGGGCCCACAUGCACACAAAUUGACAUCGUUUCUAAUGUAUCUUUUUUCUCUAAUUUCUUUCUUUUUUCCCCUCUUUCUUUUCUGUCUCCCCUUUUCCCCCUCUCUUUUCUGUCUGUCUGUCUUCUUUUUCUUUCUUCCUUCUCGAUGUAGUAAUAUUGCUUAUGUCUAUUUCAUUUUCUCCCUCUCUGCUAUAAGAGAACACAUGCAAUUGACUUUUUUUCCUCUUCUUCCUUAA